Molecule: messenger RNA, 6521 nt
Organism: Thecamonas trahens ATCC 50062
Lineage: Eukaryota; Apusomonadida; Apusomonadidae
Exons: 2
Coding region: 12-6521 (2169 amino acids)
Molecular function (GO): endopeptidase inhibitor activity
Source: RefSeq, a predicted model, not a curated record
CCACCUCCACCAUGGCUACUCCAAUCACCUCCUCAUCUCGGGCGAGCAUCUCUCGACGCUUGGCCACCUUUGGCGAAAGUGACGACGACAUUGACAUCUGCAGCAGCUACGACGACGGCUCGGUCGUGGGCGACGUGCCCGAGUCGUCGACCUUUGUCGUCUCGCUUUCAAACGCACCCACUGGCGCGACGACGGCGGGUGGUACGGGAUGGACGCCGCCGCCGCCGCUGCCGGCCACCGAGCUGAGUGGCGAGCAGGUGGCACGGCUGAUGGCCCGGGCCGAGGACGAUGAUGCAUCGGGCGCAGGGCCGAGCAACGACAACGGCGACGUCCAGGAGUUCAACCAGCGCGAGAAGACUCUGCCCACACCCAAGACCGGCGACGUCAUCGAGCUCGAUCUCUUUGCCCCGCAGCCCGACGGCGCGCCUCAGCAGGAGCCGGUCUCGGAGGAAGAGAUGGCUGCCCGCGCCAAGGCGCUCGCCGGCGACGUCACCAUCCUGAGGUACUACCCCGAGGGCAGUACCGCGGCGCGCGGCCAGUCCAAGACCGUCACCAACCUCGCUAUCACCUUUAACCAGCCGAUGGUUGAGCUUGGCUCCAUCGAUGCGCAGGACGCGGUUACUCCGGCCGUGCUUGACCCACCGUGCACGGGCGCCUGGCGCUGGACCGGAGUCACCACCCUCCAGUUUGUGCCCGACACCCGCUUUGCCUUCUCCACCACCUACACCGUCUCCAUCCCCGCAGGCACCGCCUCGGCGCUUGGAAACAUGCUCCCGGACGACUUUAGCUUCAGCUUUACCACCAACACCCUCGUUCUCCAGCACUCGGUCCCGCGCUCCUCGACUCUCCGCUCAAACGUGGUCCAGUCGCUCCGCCCGCGCAUCCUCCUCCAGUUUGACCAGGCCGUGGACCCGGAGGCCAUCCUCGCCUCCUCCUCCAUCACCGCCAACAACGCGCCGUACUCUGGCACGCUCACCCUCUGCUCCGACUCGCCCGAAAUCCUCGUCAAGAACCCCGACUUUGAGUGGGCCAUCCGCGGCCUCCGCUCCCGCAACGCCCUCGACCACAUGGUCGUCUUUGACCUCUCGGACGAUCUACCCACCGACGCCGCCAUCGCGCUGGUUGUCGCCGCGGGCGCGUCCUCGGCUGAAGGCCCCAACACCACACCCGCGCCCAUCACCAUCGCCUUCCACACCUACCCGCCGUUCUCCGUCAUUCAGCCGUCGACCUCGCCCGGCUCCCGGCCUGGCGCCACCUGGAUGGUCCGCUUCACCAAUCCGAUCGACUACACCACCCUCCGCAAGGACCUCAUCACCAUCGAGCCGCAAGUCGAGUUCUCGGUCCAGGUCCACGAGCACUCGGCCACCUCGAUCUCCAUCGUCAACUCCUCGACCAAGAACACAACCUACACCCUGACUAUUGCUCGUGACCUCGCCGACAUUCACGGCCAGGCCCUCACCAACAACACUGUCACCAUCCGCGUCGGCAAGCCGUACCUCUGCGGCUCGGUCUCGGGCCCCACCGGGAUGGUGACACUCCAGGCAGCCUCGGGCGACCCGACCGUCUUCCCGGUCGUCGUCUACAACUUUACUGCCAUUCGUGUCCGCAUCUUCCAUGUCGAGCCCAACGAGUACCUCUCCUCGCCACUCGUCUCCACCUACAACUACUUUCACCCCGAGCGCGAAAACUUGCUUGACAUCGGCAAGAAGGUCGAGGACUACGAGGUCGACCUCGAGGACGCCGAAGAGAAGCCGCUCGACUACGUCGUCAAUCUCGAGCCAUUCCUCCAGCACCCGUCGUCGAACACCGGCCAGCUGUACGUAGUUGUCGAGCCCACCGUCGCCGCCUGGAAGACCCUCAAGUCGCGUGUCCGCUACGGCAGCGCAGAGUACCGCUACCGGCCCAUCGCCCACGCCUGGGUCCAGAUCACAAACAUCGCCCUCGCUGCACUCACCUACUCGGCCACGACGCCCAAGACCCUUGUUUGGGCCUCGCAGCUUGCCACGGGGAUCCCGCUCUCAGACCUUGCCGUCUCGCACCUCGCCUCCCGCGGCUCGUCGUCAGGAACGCAGCUCGGGUGCACCGACCCCGCGGGCGUCACCAUCUACGACGGCAGCAUCUCCAACUCGGGCAUCGUCGUCGCCUCGCACGCUGACGACCUUGCCUUUGUCACUGACGUCCGCGUUUCACGGAGCGCCCCGUCCGAGCCGCGCUGGUACGUCUUUGACGACCGUAAGCUCUACAAGCCAAACGAGGUCAUCACCGUCAAGGGCUUUCUCCGCCACGUUCAUAUUGACGUCGACGGCGCCAUCGCGCCAGACUACGUCCGCGGCUCCAUCUCAUGGACUGCGUACGACUCGCGCGGCAACAAGAUCGCCGACUCGGCCAGCCAGGGCCCCAUCGCUGCCGACGCCGACGGACCGCGUCUCGACCCGUGCCUCACCCUCUCUUCCUACGGUGCCUUCCACUUCCAAGUGGCCCUCCCCGACAACCUCAACCUCGGCGAUGGCCGCAUCGUGAUCAGCUACUCCGGCUCGUCUAGCCUGCCGGCGACAUCGUACACCCACUCCUUCUCGUGCCAGGAGUUCCGCCGCCCCGAGUACGACGUCUCGGCCUCGUUCGAGUCGCUCGGCCCACACAUCUCGUCCAACGCAGCCGCCGGAUCCGUCACCGCCCUCGUUUCGGCCCAGUACUUUGCUGGUGGCGCGCUCGCUGACGCCGAGACCCGCUGGGAGGUCACCGCCAAAACCGGGAGCUACACCCCGCCGCACCGCUCCGACUACACCUUUGGCCGCCAGAACAAGUGGUGGCUUCGCCCGUGGUGGGAGCCGGCGCCGUCGCACUCGGCCAGCCUUGGGACGUGGAAUCAUACCGAGGCUACCACCGACGCCGACGGCGAGCACAGACUCCUCAUCGAGUUUGCCGGCAAUGACGUCCCGCCGGCGCCUAUCACUCUCGAGGCCGCCGCCACCGUCAUCGACCUCAACUAUCAGGCUCGCUUCGCCAAGUCCACCACUCUUCUCCACCCGUCUUCGCUCUAUGUCGGCUACAAGGUCAAGGCAUGGGGCACCGCCGGCGAGCCGCUUGCCAUCGAGCUUGUCGUCGUCGACGUUGACGGUGAGCUCAUCGCCGGUGUCGGCAUUGACCUCGAGGUCACUCACUCGGUCACCACCCUUGUCGAGGAUGCCGAGUCCGGCAUCGCCUCCUGGGCCACCACCGAGUACUCGGACGUGCUUCACUUGGUCUCGCCCGACGGCGCCCCGCUCGUCACCGACUACUUGCCCACCCAUGGCGGCUCGUACUCGUUCACCGCCACCGUCACCGAUGCCGCCGGCUCGCUCAACGCCUCCUCGUUUGCCGUCAACGUCCGCGGGAAAGAGCCCAAGCGCGGCGCCACCAACUCGCGCGUCGAGGCCGGCGAGCUCCUUCUCAUCGCUGACAAGCAGUGCUACUCGGCAGGCGACACUGGCGAGCUCCUUGUCCAGGCUCCGUUCACUGACGGCGAGCUUCUCCUCACCUUUACCGCCGACGGCCUCCAGGCCACCCUCCGCGAGCCGCUCAUCGACGGCGCCGCAGUCGUGCCCUUUUCCGUCGACGCCUCGUGGUUGCCCAACUUUGAGAUCCGUGUCGACGCCGUUGGCACCGAGCCGCGCCUCACCGCCCUCGGCCAGCUCAACCUCGCCGCCCCGCCCAAGCCCGCCCUCGCCUCGGGCAAGCUCAACUUGCAGGUCGACAAGCGCGCCCGCUCGCUCGACCUCGUCGUCUGCCCCGCUUCAGACUCGAUUGCUCCGGGUUCAGAGACCUCGGUCUCUGUCGCCUGCAACCACGCCGAUACCGGCGCCCCGGCGGAGGGUGUCGAGGUCACCCUUGUCGUUGUCGACGAGGCAGUCCUUGCCCUCACAGGAUACAAGCUCUCCGACCCGGUCGAGACCUUUUUCACCCGGCGCUCCACCGGCGAGUCCAACUCGACAUUUUCCCACGAGUCGGUCCUCCUCCUCUCCGAGGAGGACCUCGAGCGGUUCCGGACCCAGGCCCAGUCGGAGCUCGCUGACAACGAGGCCUCAGCCUCGGCCAUCAUGCCUGCGUCCAAGGCCUGCUGCGCCCGCUCCUGCGCCGUGCCGGCCAUGAUGAACUGCAUGCCGCAAGCCCGCGGGAUGUGCGCAGUGGACGACUCGUCUGACGGCGACGACUUUGACGACGACGACAACGACGACUGCCUCGACUCCACCGAUAACGCACCCACCGCCGACGAUGACGCCGCCGAGCUUGCCGAGGGCGCCGCCAAGGUCCGGGUCCGCACCAAGUUUGACGCCCUUGCUCACUUUUCGCCGACCUCGGUCACCGACGCCAGCGGCCGCGUGGAGCUCACCUUUACCGUCCCCGACUCGCUCACCCGCUACCGGAUCUGGGCCAUUGCUGCCACCGACACCCGCUAUGGACUCGGCGAGAGCAAGGUCACCGCCCAGCUUCCGCUCAUGGUCCGCCCCUCGCCGCCGCGGUUCCUCAACUACGGCGACUCGGCGGUUGUCCCGGUCGUCCUGCAGAACCAGACGUCCGACGAGCUCAAGGUGUACAUCGGAUGCAGCACGAGCAACCUCGAGCUCGCGCCCGGCUUUGCCGGCGGCUACGUCGCCCUCCUUGCCCCUGGACAGCGCGGCGCGCUCUCGUUCCCGGUUGCCACCGCGGGCGCCGGGACUGCCCGCCUCCAGUGGGUUGCCGCCGCCGGCGACUUUACCGACGCCAUCCAGAAGACCGUCCCGGUCUUCACCCCGGCCACCUCGGAGGCGACCGCGACCUACGGCGACACAGAGAAUCCCGAGGGUCUCCUAGCCUUUGACCUUCGCCCGCCGCUCGACGCCAUCCCGCACUUUGGCGGCGCCCAGGUCUCGCUCACCUCGACCGCCGUCGCCGCUCUCACCGACGCCUUCAUCUACCUGCACAACUACCCGUACGAGUGCUGCGAGCAGAUUGCCUCCAAGCUCCUCGGCAUCCUCCCGCUCCUCGACGUGCUUGAGGCCUUUGACGCCGACGACAUCCCCAGCCGUGCCGCGCUACAGGCCUCGGUGUCCAAGGACAUGAAGCUCCUCGCACGCCGGCAAAAGUCGUCGGGUGGCUUUGGCUACUGGAACGACCGCGCCGAUCCGUAUGUUACCUGCCAUGUCGCGCAUGCGCUUGCCAAGUGCGUCGAGCGCGGCCUCGACGUGCCGGACAACCUCGUCUCGCGCACCAUUCGCUACCUCCAGGACAUCGACAGCCACCUUGCCCACUGGCCGUUUGUUUUGUACUCGCUCAAGACGCUCAACGGCUUCCGCGCUUACGCCGCCUUUGCGCUCACCCGCCUCGGCGUCGACUCGGGCCGUCGCGCCGCCGAAGUCUUCCGCGCCCACCCGAUCCACGAGUUCUCGCUCGAGGCGCUCGGCUGGCUCCUCGUUGCUCUCUCGGUCACUUCGGUCGGCGGGAUCGACGACCCCAAGGCCGCCAUUCUCAAGCACCUUGCCGGGCGAGUCAACGAGACUGCUCAGACUGCGUUCUUUGUCUCGGACUACGGCGACGAAGGCGCGUACGUCAUGCUCCACUCGAACCGCCGGACUGACGCCGUCCUCCUCGAGGCCCUCCUCGAGGCCGAGCCGGACUCGGACCUCAUUGUCAAGGUCGCCAAGGGCCUGCUUGCCCACCGCCGUGCCGGCAAGUGGCGCAACACCCAGGAGAACGCCUUUUGUCUCGUCGCUCUCCACAAGUACUUUACCGUCCGUGAGGCCGAGGUCCCCGACUUUGCUGUCCACCUCUGGCUCGCAUCGGAAUUUGCCGGUACCGCUGCCUUUGCCGGGCGCACAACCGAUACCCUCGUCGGCACCGUGCCCAUGGCCAAGCUCCUCGACUCGGCCGCAGCCUCAGACCGCGACGGACUCACUCGGCUCAUCGUCGAAAAGUCCGGCCCUGGCCGUCUCUACUACCGCAUCGCAGUCGACUACGCUCCCGCCGCGCUCACUGUAGAUGCUCUCGACCGCGGCUUUACGGUUGCGCGCGAGUACGUUGGUGUCGACUCGCCCGAUCACGCCGUCCGCGCAGACGACGGCUCGUGGCGCAUCGCUCUGGGCGAGAAGAUCCGCGUCCGCGUCUAUAUGCGCACCACCCAGCGCCGCUACCAUGUGGCACUCGUCGAUCAGCUUCCUGCGGGCUUUGAGGCUCUCAACCCGGCCCUCAAGGGCACGCCCGAGGUCGAGCUCAAGAACCUGCCUGCGCCCGCCGGUGCGGCCUCGGGCAACGGAGCAACUACGGCGUCCCGCUCCAUCUUUGCCUGGCGCUGGGUCGACCCGCUUCGUUGGUUCGAGUUCCAGAACCUCCGCGACGAGCGCGCCGAGGCCUUCCGCUCGCUCCUCUGGGAGGGCAACUACGAGUUCCAGUACAUCGUCCGCGCCACCACCGCCGGCUCGUUUGUCGUCCCGCCGGCCAAGGCCGAGUGCAUGUACGAGACCGAGAUCUUUGGCCGCUCUGCCUCUGGCCGCGUCACCAUCGCGUGA